Diceros bicornis minor is the source of this 9435-nucleotide messenger RNA. It is a transcript of the gene ZNF644, whose product is annotated as zinc finger protein 644. The record is from RefSeq and is a predicted model, not a curated record. NCBI's taxonomy places the organism in Eukaryota, Metazoa, Chordata, Mammalia, Perissodactyla, Rhinocerotidae. Gene Ontology annotation, biological process: regulation of transcription by RNA polymerase II. The transcript is spliced from 9 exons. Bases 3790 to 7905 code for a protein of 1371 amino acids. Gene Ontology annotation, cellular component: nucleus. Gene Ontology annotation, molecular function: RNA polymerase II cis-regulatory region sequence-specific DNA binding; DNA-binding transcription factor activity, RNA polymerase II-specific.
CGAGAACAGUGGUGCACUGUUUCUGCUGCCUCCGUUUGUCUAAUUGGCCCAGACGCCCCACCAGCGCGAGGCUGCCCCAGAGCUCCUCGCUGGCCACCCCCGCGGCCCGCAGCUCGGUAGAGGCGGGAAAGCAGCGCGCCUGCGCCGUGGGAACCGGGGCCGGAGGCGAAAAGCGGGGAGCGGAGGGGGGCCGUUGGAGCCUAGUAGCGUACAGAGCGGCGUGUGACGCGGGGACGCCGCGCGCUCCCAACGUCGCCCCGGUUUGACGCACACGGCACCAAACUGCUAAGAUGGCGGCGGCGGCCGAGGAGGCGGAGUUGGUGCUGCACAAGGAGCCCGGGCCCCGGGUUCGGGGAGGCGGCGGCCGCGGCGGCCGCGGGGGGCGGCGGAGCCUGAGGUCUGAUUCCCUGGCCUUUGUGUCCCUGGGAGCUUAAUCUCUGCCAGAGGAAAGCAGGUGUGCUCCACUUCUCCCGUGAACCUGAAGAUGAGUUGUCCCAGACCCUUCUCAGUGAUUGGAAACUUAGGUGGUGGAGCUAAAGGUUUCUUGUUACCAGACUUCCACAGACGACUCUCGUGUUGGGAUCCAUCCAUGGUUUAGCAACAUUAGUGGAAAACUUUUCCUGAACUGUUGAAGUGAUAUUGACAUAAUUUUAGUUGUUAUAAAACUUUUAUGUUUAGACUUCAGAUUUUGUGUGGUCAUUAAGAAGUACUCAACGAGGGGAUAAACACAACCCGGGGUCUGAAUGAUGGUCCUGUUUUGUAUACAAGUUAAAAAGUUCAACAGAAAUGCCAAAACACCAUCAUCUCUUCUGGCCAUUCCUGACUAAUGCCAGGCUUGUUGCAUCUGGAUGACAGAUUAGAUUUGCCUUAAUAGUAUAUUGCCUCUCUGCAGUAGUUUAGGUACAUUUUUUGGUCCUACAAGAAGGAAAGCAUUUCAAAAAACGUAGACAACUCAAGUUACUCAAAGGAAGGAUUCCUGCUGUUUGCCUUCAGUGCCAUGUGUAAGUAUCCAGGGAAAUUGAUGGCAGCAGUAUUGCAUUGGUAGGUCUGAUAAGAAAAGAUUAGUUUUUAUGAAGAAGUUAUAAUUUAGUUUAGGAAUUUUAAUAGAUGAAACAUGAAGGCUUGGCUAGUAUUAAUGCAGUGAUAUGUAUAUUGCUGUUAAAAUCACGGCAGUGUAAGGUUUAGAAUUUCUAACAAAGUGAUACUGCACUUAACGACUACAUCAUACUUUGUAGAUAGGUAUUAACUAGUAUUUGAAGUACAAAAUUUGGAAACAACUGUUUUGUUUUGGCCAGGUCAUGUUAACAAAUUAAAUUACUUGAUUGAAGGGAUAUUUAAACACAUUUGAGUCUCUGUUCAAAUUGAAAUUUGAACUUUUCAACAUUACUUAAAACUUGCGUUUUCCUUUUUUCAAUAUAUAUUUCCCCCUUUUAGCUUUUCUCCUAAUAGAGAACAAUCUUCUUGUAUUAAUGAAUGGGAGAUCAAUUAACAUUGGCAAAAUGUAUUACUGAAUCAUACAGUUUUACUCAGAGGACAACUAUUUCUUACCCUGUCUUUUAUGGUGUAUCAAGAGCCAGAGAUGAUUAAGUUAGUGGCAUAAUGAAAAAUUGUCUCUCAACUGCUACCCUAUUGCCGUUUUCAUUGAUCACAUUGCUGGGAUGAGAAGGUAGUUGUCUGUAACUAAUAAUGAUUAAAAAAUAAAGCAGUGUGUUUGAGAAUACUUGUUAAUUAGGUACUAUUAUAUUAAAUAGAACUUCUGUGAAAAUAAGUUAAAAACUUGUAUUUAAUGUGAUAUGAUGACUUAGUUUUUAAAGUGACUUUCAGUGAAACAAAUUCAGAUGGAAAAUACAUUUCAGAUAAUUUCAGAGCAAUGUUCAUUUUGAACUUUGAGGUUUUAAAGAGCAUUCUUGACCCAGAAAUUUAAAAAAACUGAAUAAACUUCUUGGAAGGUUUGAAAUAACUGCCAGUACUACCAGUUAUUACGUAAGAAAUGAGAUAGAUGCUGAAAACAAUGAUGCUAGUGCCUUUCAUUUUGUAAUAGCAUUGCAGUUGGAUAAAUGGACAUGCCACUUACACCAGCCCUUGUUAAAAACAGCUUGUUAAGACUAACUACAACUACUACUACCGAGUAGUAGAUCUGUAAAAUCUGUUAGGAAAUUCAACAAGUAGUAAAAUCUCUUAUGGUGGGAUCCCACAGUUAUCUUUAAUUUCUUUGGAUAUCAAAUUUAACAAAACCAGUUACAUUGUCUUGAGGUUUUAAAGCUUUUAUGGAUCAUUUAAAUUAUUGAUUUUUCUAGGGAAGUUGAUAAGCUAUUUCUUAAUUUUCAACACUAUGUAUGUAAGUGGAUUCAAUUACACUUUAGUCUUUUGAUAAUUAGGAUUACCCUCAGAUUAUUUGUGAUUAAAGAGUGAGUCUGUCACUUGCAAACAUUAAACAUUUUGCAGAUUUAGUUUGCCAUUCAAGUUACAAGAGGGAGAGUUUUGGUUGUGGUUGAAAUGAGACUGGAUUGUGUAUUAGGAGGGGAAAAGAAAGACUCAAGGACAGUCACUAGAAGUGGUGGGGAUACCUGCAAUUUAGAGAAAUUAAUUGUCAGAAAAGAUGAAGUUCAUCUUUUUCUCAUCCCAAAUACACUGUUAGUGUUUAGGGUUACUUAUUUAGGCUCUUUUCUCAGGGUAUGAUUCCAAAGGAAAAAAGUAGAUCUUAUUCUUAUAGGAAUGUUUUUGUCAUGACUGUUUUUCAGGCAGAUGGUAAGGCAGCUGUAGUUUGCACCGAAUGCAGAAAUGGGUAUGUUGAAUUACCCAGCCCUAAUUUCAUAGAAUAACAAUUUUUCCAGUCCUUUUAAAAAAACUGUUUAAAAUCUUUUUAAAUUGAAAGCCCUAUAAAAUAAACAUAGAAUGAAAGGUGGCUACUAUAAUAUUUUGGAUAGUCAAAUGAGCUCCAAUUUUUUUACAUUUAUUUGUUAUCAUUAAUCUCUGGUAUGGAGAAUGUCUUUUGUAGAUAGAGGAUCUGUAAAUAUUGAAAAAGUUGAGAUGUAGCACUGCCUGAAGCAGUUCUAGAAGUAGUGUCUUUUAAUUCAGGUUUAUUAGAUAUAGCUGCUUUUAACAGUGCAAACCAUUUACACUAUUGAAUUUUGAGAGAAUUGAGAAUAAUCAAACUGAUUCUAGCAUUAGCUCACCCUGCUGGUUGGCUAAAGUAUUUCUCUUCUUCCCCCUCUUAAAAACAAGCAAACACUUAAGAUCACUUGAGAACUAGCAGGUAGAACACCAAAUUCAAUUCAUAGUCUUUCUUCAGGGAGAUGGAGUCUCCGUGGAAAAGGUGUUUUGUCUUCUCUAGGGGCCAUUUGCUCUACUGUUAAACUUAAUUUUUUCUUAGAUUUGCGAAAGUUGAGCUUUGGAGUUACUAUUCUCUUUGAAUUUACUGGGAACUCUUAUGUGAUUAUGCGGAGUUAGUAUGUUUUUGUUCUUUUCAAUUCAAGGUAGGACAUCCUUUGACAAUUGAGAAAUGUUAGCAAGAAAAACAAAAAAUCCUGUGAUAUAACUUUCCAGGAGGAGAAAAGCAGAGGAUUUCAAGAGGAAGAGGAGGAGGAGGAUGCCAGGGCAGAAGCAACAGCAUUGCACACUUCUCUUGGAUGGGGGAAAAUGAGACUUCAUAAAGAUUAGUGUUUCUAAGAGAUUUCCGUUGCAAUCUCCCUCAACUGAUCUUUGCCCUACCUCUUCUCUCUGUAAGCUGUAGCCUUCCCAUUUCAUUUGGUAUUCCUGGAACUGUGAUCUUGUUUGAUUUAAUUGCGAAUGAGAUUGUUCUUGCAGCGAGAUGUUAAUAAGACAAAAUCUAGACUAAAUGUGUUAAAUGGGCUUGCCAACAAUAUGGAUGAUUUGAAGAUAAACACCGAUAUUACUGGUGCUAAAGUAGAACUCCGAGAUGACAACAAUUUUAUCUCAGACAAAGAGAGUGGAGUUCAUAAACCAAAAGAUUGUCAAACAUCAUUUCAGAAAAAUCAUAUGUUCACUCUGCCUGAAGAGCUGUCAAAGGACAAAUCUGAAAAAGCCUUAAGUGGAGGCCAGUCUACUCUAUUUAUACAUGCUGGUGCUCCUACUGUUUCCAGUGAAAACUUUAUCUUGCCUAAAGGAGCUGCUGUUAAUGGACCAGUUUCACACUCCUCCUUAACUAAGACUUCCAAUAUGAAUAAAGGCAGUGUUUCAUUAACCACUGGACAACCUGUGGAUCAGCCAACAACAGAAUCUUGUUCAACUUUGAAGGUGGCAGCUGAUCUUCAGCUAUCUACACCACAGAAAGCAAGUCAAAGUCAACACCAAGUUUUAUUUUUGUUAUCAGAUGUAGCACAUGCUAAGAAUCCAACCCAUUCCAUUAAAAAACUACCUACCUCUGCUUCAGUUGGUUGUGACAUUCAGAAUUCAGUAGGGAAUAGUAUGAAGUCAGAUAGCACUUUAAAAAAUCAAGUAGAGGUGGGUGAGGAUAGUGAAGAUUUAUUGGUAAAAGAUGAUUGUGUCAAUACAUUAACAGGAAUUUCCUCAGGUACAGAUGAAUUUAGAUCAGAAAAUGAUACAAACUGGGAUCCCCAAAAAGAGUUUAUUCAGUUUCUUAUGACUAAUGAAGACACAGUGGAUAAAGCUCCAGUUCACUCUAAAGUAGGUCUAGAAAAAAAGAGAAAGCGAAAAAUGGAUGUGAGCAAGAUAACUCGUUAUACUGAGGAUUGCUUUAGUGAUUCUAAUUGUAUACCCAAUAAGUCAAAAAUGCUAGAAGUAGACUUUCUGGAACAGAAUGAAGAACUACAAGCAAUAGACUCACAGAAAUAUGCAUUAUCAAAAGUGAAGCCUGAAUCAACUGAUGAAGACUUGGAAUCUGUGGAUGCCUUUCAACAUCUAAUUUAUAACCCAGAUAAGUGUGGAGAAGACAGUUCACCUGUUCAUACUAGCACUUUUCUUUCAAAUACCUUAAAAAAGAAAUGUGAAGAAAGUGAUUCCGAGUCACCUGCUACUUUCAGCACCGAAGAGCCAUCAUUCUACCCCUGUACAAAGUGCAAUGUGAAUUUUAGGGAGAAAAAGCACCUCCACAGGCAUAUGAUGUAUCAUUUAGAUGGGAAUAGUCACUUUCGCCAUCUUAAUGUCCCAAGGCCAUAUGCUUGUAGAGAAUGUGGACGGACAUUUCGAGACCGUAACUCACUUCUAAAGCAUAUGAUUAUCCACCAAGAAAGAAGACAGAAGUUGAUGGAGGAAAUUCGUGAAUUGAAAGAACUUCAGGAUGAAGGAAGAAGUGCACGAUUACAGUGUCCUCAGUGUGUGUUUGGUACCAAUUGCCCUAAAACAUUUGUGCAGCAUGCUAAAACCCAUGAAAAAGAUAAAAGGUACUACUGCUGUGAAGAGUGUAACUUCAUGGCAGUGACAGAAAAUGAAUUGGAAUGCCAUCGAGGCAUUGCCCAUGGAGCAAUGGUAAAAUGCCCUAUUGUCAGUUCUGAUGUAGCCCAGAGAAAAACGCAAAAAAAGACUUUCAUGAAAGACUGUGUUAUAGGAUCGUCCAAAAAAUCAGCUACCUACAUAUGUAAGAUGUGUCCUUUUACUACUUCAGCCAGAAGUAUUUUAAAAAAACACAUGGAGUACUUGCAUUCAUCAUCAUGCAUUGAUUCAUUUGGUAGCCCUCUUGGACUUGAUAAAAGAAAAAGUGACAUCCUUGAAGAAUCUAUAGAUAUGGAUAGCACUAAACCAUUAAUUAAACAACAGUCAACCACAUUUCCAAAGAACUCUGCUUUAAAACAAGAUGUAAAGCGAACAUUUGGAUCAUCUUCGCAACCAAGUAAUUUUUCAAAAUUCCAUAAGCGGCCGCACAGAAUACAAAAAGCUCGGAAAAGCAUUGCCCAGUCAGGUAUAAACAUGUGCAAUCAAAACAAUUCUCCUCACAAGACUGUUGUGAUUAAAAGCAGCAUUGACCAAAAACCUAAGUAUUUCCAUCAAGCAGCAAAAGAAAAAUCAAAUGCCAAGGCAAAUAGCAACUAUUUAUAUAGACACAAAUAUGAAAACUACAGGAUGAUCAAAAAAUCAGGUGAAUCGUAUCCUCUGCAUUUCAAAAAAGAAGAGAGUAGUUCAUUAAAUUCUUUACAUCUGUUUUCAUCAUCAAGUAAUUCUCACAACAAUAGUUUUAUUUCAGACCCUCAUAACUCUGACACCAAAAGGCCAGAAAGCUUCAAAGACCACAGACGUGUAGCUGUAAAGAGAGUAGUUAAGGAAUCUAAGAAGGGAAGUUCUGUUGGAGGAGAAGAGUUGGAUAGCUAUCCAGAUUUCUUGCAUAAAAUGACUGUUGUUGUUUUACAGAAACUUAAUUCUGCUGAAAAGAAAGAUAGCUAUGAAACAGAAGAUGAAAGUUCCUGGGAUAAUGUUGAGCUAGGUGACUAUACUACACAGGCUAUAGAAGAUGAAACCUAUAAUGAUAUUAAUCAAGAACAUGUAAACUUAUUCCCUCUGUUUAAAAGCAGGAUAGAAGGCCAAGAUCCUGGAGAAAGUGCUACCCUAGGUUAUGAUCAAAACGAUGGCUUUUAUUUUGAAUAUUAUGAAGAUGCUGGAACUAAUAACUUUUUGCAUGAGAUACAUGAUCCUCAGCAUUUAGAAAAUGCGGAAACUUCAUUGUCAAAACAUAGUUCUGUUUUUCAUUGGACUGAUUUGUCUCUUGAGAAGAAAUCAUGUCCUUACUGCCCAGCAACAUUUGAAACAGGGGUUGGGUUGUCAAACCAUGUCCGGGGACAUCUUCACAGAGCAGGAUUAAGCUAUGAAGCCCGUCAUGUUGUAUCGCCAGAACAAAUAGCCACAAGUGACAAAAUGCAGCAUUUCAAAAGAACUGGCGCAGGGACACCUGUUAAACGAGUUAGAAAAGCUAUAGAGAAGUCUGAAACCACUUCUGAACAUACUUGUCAGCUCUGUGGUGGUUGGUUUGAUACUAAAAUUGGAUUAUCAAAUCAUGUUAGAGGCCACCUGAAAAGACUUGGAAAGACCAAAUGGGAUGCUCACAAAUCUCCAAUCUGUGUUCUGAAUGAGAUGAUGCAAAAUGAAGAAAAAUAUGAAAAAAUCUUAAAGGCAUUGAACAGUCGACGUAUUAUUCCCAGACCAUUUGUAGCUCAAAAACUUGCAUCAAGUGAUGACUUUCUAUCUCAAAAUGUUAUACCUCUUGAAGCAUACCGUAAUGGCCUAAAGACUGAAGCUUUAUCAGUGUCUGCGUCAGAGGAAGAAGGGCUGAGUUUCUUAAAUGAAUAUGAUGAAACAAAACCAGAACUGCCCAGUGGAAAAAAGAAUCAGUCUCUUACACUGAUAGAACUGCUUAAAAAUAAAAGGAUGGGAGAAGAAAGGAAUUCUGCUAUUUCUCCUCAAAAGAUUCAUAAUCAAACUGCAAGAAAGAGAUUUGUUCAGAAAUGUGUUCUUCCAUUAAAUGAAGAUAGUCCGUUGAUGUAUCAACCACAAAAAAUGGACUUGACUAUGCACUCAGGUAUGCCUGUGAAGCUUAGAACAUGUGUGCAUUGCAAUACGACGUUUACAAGUGCUGUUAGCCUGUCCAACCACUUACGCGCUUAUGCACGAAAGAAGAGUGCUGGACUUUUGACUGGUACAGCCUUAGAUUGUAAGCAAAAGAAAUCAAGGUCAAGAUCUGGAAGCAAGAAGAAAAUGCUAACAUUACCUCAUGGUGCUGACGAGGUUUACAUUCUCCGAUGCAGGUUUUGUGGCCUAGUCUUUCGUGGACCGUUGUCUGUUCAGGAAGACUGGAUUAAGCACUUACAACGACACAUUGUAAACGCUAAUCUUCCAAGGACUGGAGCUGGCAUGGUGGAAGUCACGUCACUACUUAAAAAGCCUGCCUCCAUUACAGAAACUUCAAUUUCUCUACUAAUGGCAGAAGCAGCUUCAUAGAACAAGGAAACUUUUUAAAUAGCAAAUUUGAAUUGGAUGUAAAUUUGAAAUUCUUUGUCUUUUUUUUUUAAAGCCACAUUAAAUUAUCCAUUUAUAAAUACUAAAGCAGGAAAAUGGGGAAAAGUGAAUUACAGUGACAUCAGAGCAAAUUGAGUACUUCAAACAGUAAGUAGUCUAUAUAUUUUAUAUAGGGUGGAAGAUGUGUUUUUAAGGUUUACUAAGUUUUGUCAAUUAACUGUAUUCACUCAAUAAAAGAUCAGUACAUGUAAGCAGUCGUUAAUAAACUGUUGCACAUGGAUACUUAAAGACAGACUUAUUGGAAAAUUAUGUUUUCUGCAGUGUUACCAGAAUCAAGGUUCUGUUUAUUCCCCAUAAGACUUGCAUUGAAAAAUAAGAUAUUAUAUUUUGUUUGUAUGUACUUAGUGUUUUGUAUAAUACCAGGAACUGCUAACUAAAUUUACUCAACUUAGGGCAUUAAAUAUCAUGUACUUCAUAGUUUGAGACUGUUCACUCAAAUAGGGCAGAGUACUAUUCUAUCUAGAUGUGUAAGUGUUUUUUUAAAAUCACAUGGAACGGUUUUUUUUAUACUAAAAAGUGGAGGGAGAUUUGUUUAAACAAGUAUUUCUAAAAGAAAUAUGUACAUAGUCCUGGAAAUUAUUUGUGGUAAGGAAAUAUUCUUUACUCCAGUUGCAUUUCUCAGACAAUAAAGUGGUGCGUCCAUGCUACCUCCUACUUUGUCAACAAAGAUGCUAUUUACCCUUUUUGUAUCAUAAUAGAUUUAAAAAUCUAAUGUUCUUUAUUGCAAGACAUCCUUUUGUUAACAGAUUUGUUUCUUUUUAAUGUUUUACCUAAAAUUUGACAUGCUUACAGGACAGGUUUGCCUCUUACUUUAUUUAACAUUGUAGAAAUGUAAUUAAUAAACAAUGCUCACUACACAAUUUAGAAUAGGCUUCCUCAUUUAUAUUCUCUUCCAAAUUUGAUCAGUUAGCAAAACUUAAUACACCAAUUGAAAUAUUUCUACAUAUGAUGAGAAUGUUUACAAUUUAAAUUUUAGAACUUGUUUUGGAUGUGAUUAUAUGUACGAAAAUCGUGUAACACUAUGCUCAUGCUAAGAACCGACAUAACGGAAUUACUGAAAUAAAUGUGCUGUGAGGAAUGGAAAAUAUGGUGCAGAUGUCUUGGUCAUGAUAAAUUGUGAUUCUUCUUUUAAACUCUUUCCAAAAACAAAUUAGUUCUUUUAACCUGAAAUCAGAUUCCUUUACAAAUAACAGUUUUUGUAUGCAAGCACCAUUUCAUUUUAUUUCAUGUAGUAUGGCUAAUACUAUAGUUGAACAAGGAUAUGCAUUGAUACUUUUCUUCGUGUGUAAAUAAAGUUAAAAACAGUUAAAAUAAGGAGUAUUUUGGUAGAGUAUAUACAUACCUCACUGCCAGUGAAAUUGCUUUCCUAUGGUAUAUCUCCUUACCAGAAAAAUCUCUAAAUAAAAAAAGAUUUAAAGAAAAUUAUAAUGUCUAUAUUGUGAAGCGUUUCUU